Messenger RNA from Cyprinodon variegatus (sheepshead minnow), 1366 nucleotides. RefSeq names its product 8-oxoguanine DNA glycosylase (gene ogg1). Gene Ontology annotation, molecular function: 8-oxo-7,8-dihydroguanine DNA N-glycosylase activity; damaged DNA binding. Gene Ontology annotation, cellular component: nucleus. Bases 62 to 1234 code for a protein of 390 amino acids. NCBI's taxonomy places the organism in Eukaryota, Metazoa, Chordata, Actinopteri, Cyprinodontiformes, Cyprinodontidae. The record is from RefSeq and is a predicted model, not a curated record. Gene Ontology annotation, biological process: base-excision repair, AP site formation; base-excision repair; nucleotide-excision repair. The transcript is spliced from 7 exons.
GAUCGUGUAUAAGUACCCCAAUUAUUAUUAUUAUUAUUAUUAUUAUUUAGCUCAAAUAAGGAUGACCAGACAUGCAGUUUUCUCUUCGGGGGCCAAAAUGUGGAGAUCUUUGCAGUGCGCAAAGUCAGAGCUGCGUUUGGAUCUCACCCUCGCUUGUGGACAGACUUUCCGCUGGAGGGAAACGUCUGAGGGGCAUUGGACUGGAGUGAUAGGGGGGCGUGUGUGGACCCUCACCCAGACUGAAGACACUCUUUGGUACUAUUUGUAUAAAAACCAGGAUGCAGCUGGUGGGAAAAACAAAGACACUCCAAGGAGUGAUAAGGAGGAGACACAGUCUGCCACCUCCACACAGGAUGCUGAGGUGGAAGCAGAGAUGCUGAGAGACUACUUCCAGCUGCAUGUGAAGCUGGGGGAUCUAUACAGGGAGUGGGGUGCAGCAGACUGCCACUUUAAGGAGAUAUCUGACAUAUUUACAGGUGUGCGAAUGCUGCGUCAGGAUCCCACAGAAUGCCUCUUUUCUUUCAUUUGCACCUCCAAUAACCACAUCUCUCGUAUUCAGGGCAUGGUGGAGAGAUUGUGUCAGGCUCUGGGUGCACCUCUCUGCCAGCUGGAUCAAACCUUCUACCAUGACUUUCCUACACUUUCUACUCUUGCAGAGAGCCGUGUAGAAGAACGUCUCAGGGAUCUUGGCUUCGGUUACAGGGCUCGGUUCCUUCAGCAGAGCGCAAAGCAGAUCCUGGACACCAACGGACUCCAGUGGCUUGAUAGUUUACGGAAUGUUCCGUAUCCGGAGGCCCGUGAAGCUCUUCGGACCCUCCCUGGUGUUGGCACCAAGGUGGCAGACUGUGUUUGUUUGAUGUCUCUGGAUAAAUCCGAGGCUGUACCUGUGGACACGCAUGUUUGGCAGAUUGCUAAGCGGGACUAUAAAUACACUGCUAAUAAUGGACAAAAGACUCUUACUGAAAAAGUUCACAGAGAUAUUGGAGAUUUUUUCAGAAAGCUGUGGGGACCAUAUGCAGGUUGGGCCCAUUCGGUUUUAUUCUGCGCUGACCUCAAGAGAUUCCAGAACCUCAAAGAAAUGAGCUUGAAACAGCCGAAGAAAGAAGAAGAGCAUGAAGAAAAGUGUAAGGAGAUAAAAAUAAAAAGAGAGUUUGAUGGACAGGAAAAGAAAACGAAAUCCAAGUCAGAACGUCAGAAGAAGGCAAAGAUGUCCGUCAAGACAGAGGAGGUGUGAGACAAGAAACCUGGAUCUGAUCAGAUAUAAAUGCACUGGAAUGACUGUUUACAAACUCAAUGGAAAUCAAUUUACUCUCAAUGUAUGUUUGUAGGUUUUUAUUUUAAAUCUGCCUUUUUUAUUUCUUUUUAG